AUGGGUUGCAUGUUUACAAUCAAGAAUAGAAAACCUGGAACGUUACAUGCAUACGAAAGUGUGAUAAACUUUGGGACUAAUCUCCAUAACAAUAAUAAUUGGAAACCUUACAAUACAAAGAAUACAUCUGGGUUAUCUUCUCUAAAGAAACACAAAAUGGAAAGAAGAAACACAGGUGUUUCACUUUCGAAUAAUUGUAAUUCAUCAAUUCCUGUAAUUAUACCAAAGAAAGAGGACCACCUAGUUUCGCCCAACUCAACAACUCUUUCUUCAUCUCCAAACUCUACCUGUAAUUUAUCUUCAGAAACCAAUCAUCACAAGAUUAUUCGAACUUGUAUUCCUUCCAUUCAUGAAUUAUUAAACUAA
Messenger RNA from Naegleria gruberi, 366 nucleotides. RefSeq lists its product as uncharacterized. NCBI's taxonomy places the organism in Eukaryota, Heterolobosea, Eutetramitea, Acrasida, Naegleriidae. The record is from RefSeq and is a predicted model, not a curated record. The coding region runs from base 1 to 366 and encodes 121 amino acids. The transcript has a single exon.